ACAAAGUGGAAGCAACUGGGAAUUUCAUCGCAGGGUCAGCGCAUGCUGAAGCACAAAAUGCGCAGAAGUCGCCAACUGUCUGCAGAUUCAGUAGUUAAAGACCUUCAUAAACUUUGUGUGGCCUUCAGAUUAGCACAACAACAGUACGUAGAGAGCUUCAUGGAAUGGAUUUACAUGGCUGAGCAGCUGCAUCCAAGCCGUACAUCACCAAGUGCAAUGCAAAGCGUUGUAUGCAGUGGUCUAAAG
This is a messenger RNA of Staurois parvus, 246 nucleotides long. The record is from the annotation of a GenBank genome assembly. NCBI's taxonomy places the organism in Eukaryota, Metazoa, Chordata, Amphibia, Anura, Ranidae.